This is a messenger RNA of Lottia gigantea (owl limpet), 1227 nucleotides long. RefSeq lists its product as hypothetical. Bases 1 to 1227 code for a protein of 408 amino acids. The record is from RefSeq and is a predicted model, not a curated record. The transcript has a single exon. NCBI's taxonomy places the organism in Eukaryota, Metazoa, Mollusca, Gastropoda, Lottiidae. Gene Ontology annotation, molecular function: UDP-glycosyltransferase activity.
AUGUUUUUUCGAAAUGAUAGAAACUUAUUUCAGUUCUUUUUGUUGGCACGUGCUAUCAGCUUUAAUAUCUUCACAGCAACGUUCCAUUCUAUCAAGAAAAUUGAAGAGCGUUUAAGAGGCGAACACUUUGAUAUUGCUAUUGUUGACGGAAUACCGUUGUGCCAAUAUUAUUUCUACGUUGCUAAAUUUCUUUCUAUUCCAACAAUCGCAGAGGGAAGUGUUAUAGAACAAUAUCUCUCCAAUACACCAUUUCAAACCAAUAUUUUACCCAGUCCUUUGUCAGGUUCAACGAAUCAAAUGUCUUUUAGCGGACGAUUAUUUAAUUUUUUUGCUCAGUGUUUUUCAAGAUUCCUGCUGUCUUACGUACUUCACCAACCGGACGUGAGUAUUUUAUCUCCAGAAUUAAACAAGUAUUCAGCUGAACAUUUAUAUAAAGAAUCUCUGUUAUUUAUAGAAAACGCAGAUCACAUCGUAGAUUAUCCUAAGGCUAUUUUUCCAAAUUAUAUCCAGGCAGGACCUCUUACGGCAUCUCCACCAAAACCAUUAACUCCAGAUUUGGAGAAAUUUAUGCAUAAAUCGGUGAAAGAGGUUGUUUAUAUCUCACUAGGAAGUGUCGUUGAGAGCCUUCCAGAAUAUAUAAUCAAAAAACUUGAGACAGUGGCUAAAGACCUAGAGAAAUUGAUUAUAUUUAAAAGUAAUUCUGAAUCGGAGAAUGGACAUAUCAAACAUGUUAAAUGGGUUCCUCAAAAUGAUAUCUUAGGUCAUAACAAAACUGUUUUGUUUCUUUCACAUUGUGGAAAAAAUAGUUUCUUGGAAUCUCUCUAUCACGGUGUUCCAAUUAUAUGUAUGCCAUUUAAUGUGGAUGCGUUUGGAAUUGCGAGUAAAGCCGAACAUUUUAAAAUUGGUGCUCAAUUUGAUAUCAGAACUUCUACGGUUGAGGAAAUAAGUGCUAUUGUCAAUUCUGUUCUUAAUAAUAGGAAUAUUAGAGAAAAUGUUCAGCGAGCAUCCACUAUAAUAAAAGAUCGACAUUUCACUCCAGCUCAAACCGCAUGCAAUGCCAUAGAACAUGUUUUUAAAUAUGGUAGUGAUCACAUGACAUCACCAAUGAAAGAUUUAUCAUUUUUAGCUUACAGUGGGGGUGAUGUUUGGAUGGUUGUGUUUGUCGCUUCAUCCUUUGUUUGUUGGCUUACAACCAAAUUGUUUUUGAAAUGUGUAAAGAUUUAUUAA